UCUUCCUAUUGGCUCAAAGAGAAAGCAAACUGUUUAAUUUUGAUUGGGCCUUUUCUCGCAGUUUCUGUCAUCCUACAAUAACAAUAACUAAAUAACAAAUACUCAAUCAUUUCUCGUAGAGAUUGUUAAUCCAAACAGACACUGACGGCGGCGGAAAUGGCUCCUCACGGCGAAGCAUCGGCGGAAGACUUGGUGGUAGAAGUUGAAAAACAACGCCCGAUUUCCACUAUUUUAAUCAUCAUAGCUAUGCAGGCGGAAGCUAUGCCUCUGGUUAACAAGUUUCAGCUCCAAGAGGAACCUCACUCUGCGUUUCCGAAAGGGAUUCCGUGGGUGCGGUAUCAUGGUAUUUACAAAGAUCUUCAUAUCAAUAUAGUGUGGCCAGGAAAAGAUCCUGCUUUGGGAGUUGAUAGCGUAGGCACAAUUUCAGCAUCUCUUAUCACGUAUGCUGGUAUUCAAGCUUUACAACCAGACUUAAUAAUCAACGCUGGCACUGCUGGAGGCUUUAAGGCAAAAGGAGCUUCCGUUGGUGAUGUAUUCCUUAUAUCUGAUAUUGCUUUCCACGACCGAAGAAUUCCUAUCCCUGUUUUCGAUCUGUAUGGAGUUUGUUUGCGACAGGCUUACACAACAUCCAAUCUCCUGAAGGAGCUUAACCUGAAGGUUGGGAAAUUGUCUACAGGAGACUCUUUGGACAUGUCCCCACAGGAUGAAGAUUCAAUUAUUGCAAAUGACGCUGUGGUUAAGGACAUGGAGGGAGCAGCGGUUGCUUAUGUUGCCGAUCUCUUAAAAGUCCCUGCAAUAUUUGUCAAAGCAGUGACCGACAUAGUGGACGGUGAUAAACCAACCUCAGAGGAAUUCCUGCAGAAUUUGGCAGCUGUGACUGCUGCACUUGACCAAUCAGUCACCCAAGUAGUUGAAUUCAUCAACGGGAAGUGUUUGUCUGAACUCUAAAUUGACUUUGUGAACGAUUUUGAACUCUGAAGAUUUAUUGAGAAAAAGGUUCGUGCACCAAUCACUCUAAAAAACCAGAUUUGUUUCGGGUAAAACCACAAUUUGUUCAUAGUUUUGAUACAUAUUUGAGCUGAGUAGCUAAAAGAUGAAGCUGAUGAUUUAGUCGGUUCAGCCGAUAGUUUGUGAACUAAUGCACUUUGCUUUAAGUAAUAUACGGCUUUAUUCCCUGCUAAA
Mercurialis annua (annual mercury) is the source of this 1182-nucleotide messenger RNA. Its product is annotated as 5'-methylthioadenosine nucleosidase-like. The transcript is spliced from 8 exons. The record is from RefSeq and is a predicted model, not a curated record. Bases 157 to 948 code for a protein of 263 amino acids. Gene Ontology annotation, biological process: nucleoside metabolic process. Gene Ontology annotation, molecular function: methylthioadenosine nucleosidase activity. NCBI's taxonomy places the organism in Eukaryota, Viridiplantae, Streptophyta, Magnoliopsida, Malpighiales, Euphorbiaceae.